Batrachochytrium dendrobatidis JAM81 is the source of this 703-nucleotide messenger RNA. RefSeq lists its product as uncharacterized. Lineage: Eukaryota; Fungi; Chytridiomycota; Chytridiomycetes; Rhizophydiales. The transcript has a single exon. The coding region runs from base 23 to 664 and encodes 213 amino acids. The record is from RefSeq and is a predicted model, not a curated record.
UCCACCAGCAUCUCUUGAACCCAUGUCUGUGAGUGCAUCCGAUGCCACUGCUGCUAGAUGGAUUGGCAACCCUUUUGGCAGCUAUAACCUUCGACGUCCUUCUUAUCAGGAUCAGCCAAUAUAUGCGAAUCACAAUGCUGCUGUUCAAGAUAUCACAUCUCAACAUCACUUUAUUUCAACCAGCGUUCAAACCAAUCAUACAGAUCGAGUCUAUGAUAGAUCUUUAGCCCAUACACUGCAUGUCAAAUCCGUUGCAACAUCUCCAACCACCAGCAACACCACUUUGCAUGCAGAGCAAACAGACUCAUCCUUCCAACAGCAUUCUCUCGCUCAUGCCAGCUCCAAAUCUGAUUCAACCAGCAAGCAUCAACCAUCCGACCCUUCUACUUUUGUACCAUCAUUGUCUAGACACUCUAUUGCAUCGCUGUAUUCGCUUAUUAAUCCAGACUCUUUGGACCAGCAGCUGUACCGUUUGCCUAGACCGCAUAUCUAUGGUGUGGCUAAUGCAUCGUUGGCAGAAGACACGUGUGAUUCUAGUAUAUACACUGACAACACCAUGAGUGAUUGUGACGAAGACGAUGUGUCCGUUUUGGAUCAGUGGGUAUUUCCUAACCCUGCUAUUCUUGAUGAAUCUGAGCUGAGCCAGAAGCAUAAGCAAUAUUAAACAAGGAUGCCAAAGUACAUAAUAAACAGCUCAUUUCAU